Dovyalis caffra is the source of this 411-nucleotide messenger RNA. The record is from the annotation of a GenBank genome assembly. NCBI's taxonomy places the organism in Eukaryota, Viridiplantae, Streptophyta, Magnoliopsida, Malpighiales, Salicaceae.
AUGCUAAGUACACGAGUGAAGAACUAUUGCAUUGUCAUGCUACGUGGGACUAUGCACAGCAUGUGCAACACCAGGAUCAUAGACAUCUCUUCUAAUCUACUUCUCAAUUGGUGGAACAAUUUGAAAACUUUGAAGUUUGCAGGAUUCAAAGUUCAGUUGGCCUUUGAUCAUUUAGAUAAAGUUGUGCGCGCUUACUUUGGUCUUCAAGUAGAUAAAUCAGAAGACGAACUCGAUACAAAAAUUAAAAGUCUUUCGGCAGCCUUUGAGCAAUUAACAGGAGAAAUGAAGGCAUUAAAGGAGACGCGUGAGUGUGUAGCUUUGGCAAAAGCUUCGAAAUCCGACAUAAUAAAGGACUGCUUGACAGAAGCAGCGACAAAGAAGUGGUGGCCAGCGGUCACCGGUCUACUUUGA